AUGACUUACAAAAGUGAUGAUAUCUCACCGGUUCCGGAGUCCAGUGAAUAUACAUGUGGUUUGGGUUCAUGGAGAGCGCAAUGGCUACAAAAGUUUGCCUCAACCAAAAUGUUCAUGUUCAUAUUCGGCACCCUUGGUAUCAUACAGGGGGCGGCAUUCACUUAUAUGAUCGCCAGCACAACCUCAUUAGAGCGGAGGUAUGCAUUUGGCAGUAAAGUUACCGGACUUAUACUGACCGCCGACAACGUGGUGGAGCUCACGAUGAGUCCAGUGUUUGGCUAUUUAGCUACCCGUGUGCACCGGCCCCGUAUGAUCGCCUAUUGCCAAGUAGUUGUGGCACUGGGAUGCUAUUUGGCAGCCCUACCAUACUUCAUAUAUGGCCCGGGAGUACACCUAUUGAACACUGAUGUCAAGGGUUUAGUGUUGAAUAAAAGUGUCGAGUAUUGCGAUUCAAACCGACUGGACGGUCAUGAUUGCGAUGGCCCUACCGGUGCCUCCAGUACCGUAGUGUUGGCUAUUGUGUUGCUAUGGUUGGGCAGCUUUUGCAACGGCAUAGGAUUUGUAGCCUUUUUUACGAUAGGAAUUCCGUUUAUCGACGACUCGGUCAAGAAGAAGAAUUCGCCCCUUUAUUUGAGUGCUACGGGUGCGGUCCAAUUCUGUGGCCCAACACUUGGUUUUAUGCUCUCAUCCUAUUGUCUGACAUAUUAUGAAAACCCAUUUCUUGAUCCGGAUAUCGAUCCGCGUGACCCUCGAUGGGUAGGUGCUUGGUGGAUUGGGUUUAUUGUAAUCGGCACCGGUAUACUCAUAUUCACAGUCCCAAUGUUUUUAUUUCCCCAAAGUUUUAAUAAAAGUGAUCAUAAAACCAGUGAUGCACUCAAUGGUAACUCCAUAGCGAAUGAAAGUCCUGCUAAAGUGUCUCAAGAAAAAAGUAUAUGGGAGCGUACUGUACUCCUGGUCAAAAAUCCCAUUUAUGUGUGCUUUGUAUUGGGAACGACUGCCCGACUGUUUGCAGUGCUCGGGUAUAUGACAUUCAAAUCCAAAUACAUUGAGUCCGAGUACAAAACAUCGGCCUCUACUGCCAACCUAUUUUCAGGUAUAAUAAGUGUCGUGCCCACAGCUGCCGGUGUAUUCCUGGGCGGGCUGUUUAUCCGUAAGUUCCUUCCCGGGCCUCGAGUACUGACAGCUUUCGUAACAAUUGUCGAAAUGAUUGGAGCGAUGGGUUUGUUGUCAGCUUUAUUCCUGAGUUGCCCGCAGUCCCAGUUCGCGGGAACUACACUCCAGUCACAAUUUGAGUUGCAAUCCCAGUGUAACUCCCAGUGCCAGUGUUCAACCAAAUUAUUUCAACCCAUCUGUGGUCCCGACAAUAUAACCAACUAUUUCUCGCCCUGUUUUGCUGGGUGUCAGUCACAGUCAAUCAAUUCUACAGAUAAUGUGAGAAUAAAUAUGACCAGUAUAAUUUUUAAAGUAUACUCAAACUGCGAUUGCUUUGAGGGAUCGGCGACCGAUGGCUAUUGUGACACCGAUUGUGGCAAUAAUUUUCACAUUUAUAUAACACUUUUAGGCAUAAGUGGCAUAAUCGGGUGUUUGGCUAAAACGGGAAACAGUAUCAUAUCGUUUCGAAUCGUUAGGAAAGAGGAUAAAACAUUCAUAUACCCACUGGUCUACGGAGCGUUAGCCGAUGCCUCGUGUUUGAUAUGGGAGUCCAGUUGUGGACACAGAGGCAACUGUUGGGCGUACGACACGCCAACAUUCCGGCGCCGACUGCACGGCCUAACACUCGGCCUCUACUUCAUCGGCAGUCUCUUCGAUAUAAUCGUCAUAUUCUUGUCCUCAAGAAUCAAGAAUUUAUACGACGAUGAGGUCGAUGGGGAGGAAUCGGACAGUAUGUCGGACAUGAAACUCAAUACAAUCGGUGGACAGACAUCUCAACAUAAUUGA
Messenger RNA from Oppiella nova, 1938 nucleotides. Lineage: Eukaryota; Metazoa; Arthropoda; Arachnida; Sarcoptiformes; Oppiidae. The record is from the annotation of a GenBank genome assembly.